Messenger RNA from Paramisgurnus dabryanus, 2937 nucleotides. RefSeq names its product E3 ubiquitin/ISG15 ligase TRIM25-like. Gene Ontology annotation, molecular function: protein binding; zinc ion binding. The record is from RefSeq and is a predicted model, not a curated record. NCBI's taxonomy places the organism in Eukaryota, Metazoa, Chordata, Actinopteri, Cypriniformes, Cobitidae.
UUUGCACACGUUUCAUAAACAAAAGCAGGAAAUUCUUGAAUUCAAACAAACAGAAACUAAACUUUCAGACUGUUGUAUGUCUACGUGUAGUGAAAUGGCAGAAGCUAAUGUUCAUUUGUCUCAGGAUCAGUUCAUCUGUUCAAUCUGUCUGGAUCUACUGAAGGAUCCAGUGACCAUUCCCUGUGGACACAGUUACUGUAUGAGCUGUAUUACAGACUGCUGGGAUCAGAAGAGAGACUACAGCUGCCCUCAGUGCAGACAGACCUUCACUCCAAGACCUGUUUUAAAUAAGAAUGUGGUGUUUGCUCAGAUGGUGGAGAGGCUGAAGAAUACAAGACUCCAGAUUGAUCAACCUUCUCCCAGUUAUGCUGGACCUGGAGAUGUGGAGUGUGACGUCUGUACUAAGAGAAAACACAAAGCUGUCAAGUCCUGUCUGGUGUGUCUGAACUCUUACUGUCAAAAUCAUUUUAAACUUCAUGAAGAACUUCAGUCAGGAAAGAGACACAAAGUGACAGACGCCACUGGACGACUUCAGCAGAUGAUCUGCCCUCAACAUGAGAAACUUUUAGAGAUUUACUGUAAAACUGAUCAGCUCUGUAUAUGUCUUCUGUGUAUGGUGGGGAAGCACAAAAAUCACAACACUAUACCAGCUAAAGAAGAGAGGACUGAGAAACAGAAAGAAUUGAAGGAGACGCAGAGAAAAUACCAGCAGAGAAUCCAGGAGAGUCAGAAGAAGCUUCAGGAGCUGAGAGAUGCUGUGGAGACUCAUAAGCGCUCUGCACAGACAGCAGUGGACGACACUGAGAGGAUCUUUACUCAACUGAUCCAAACCAUUGAGAGAAGACGAUCUGAGGUGACACAGCUGAUCAGAGAUCAGGAAAAGACUGCAGUGAGUGAAGCUGAAGGACUCUUAAAGCGACUGGAGCAGGAGAUUGAUGAUCUGAGGAGGAGAGACGCUGAGCUGGAGCAGCUUUCACACACAGAUGAUCACAUCCAUUUCCUCCAGAGUUUCCAGUCUCUCUCUGUUCCUCCUGGAUCUACAGACUCACCCAGCAUCACUGUCAGUUCUUUUAUCUCUUUUGAUGAUGUACAAAACAUUAACGAGAAACUUGAGCAUUUGUGCAGCGAACACAUAGAAAAGAUAUUUGAUAGAGUUACUUCUGAGCCCAAGACCAGAAAGCAGUUCCUAAAAUAUUUUAAAAAUUGUCACAACCCCAUGAUCCCUUACUCUACCUCACCUGAUCUUCAUUUAUCAUCAGCACACCUGCCAGCAAUGGACUCUAUGCACGCUUAACUUCCGCGUUUGACUCAAGGCUGCUCUUCAGUUUCCGGUACGGGAGAUUUAAAGCGGAGUGACGGCAGUAUCGCUAAAUUUACUCGUUGUUUGCUGGAUUUACCCAAAUUUACAACCUGUGAUGUGUGAAGAAUUAUCCAGAUGUGCAAACUCGAGAAAGGUUGCAAGUCGUCUUAUCUCUGUAAUCAUUAUAUGUUCAUCAUACUAGCAGAGCUUACAUUGUGCUGUUUUUAUGAUUCAGGAUUAAUGUCUUUGUAAUGUUAUCUUAAAGUGUCAGGUAAAUUAAAAGACGUAAAUGAAAUCUCACUGCUAUAUGAGGAAAAAGCAACACGAACUGCAGCAGGACUUAUAUUAAAUGUGACGUUUAAUACCUUUUUUUUGUAUAUUCACGUCGAUUGUCAAAACAUUUUUACUUGGAUAUUUUUGAGUCAUAUCUUGGAACUUUAUAGGAUAUAAAUAACAACGCAAAAAGAACUAUUGACUAUGGUAAAGUCCAUUUAAGAAAUCUAUUCCAUUAUUUGUUUAUUUCUUGUGCUGUUUAUUUUAAUACCCCGUGUAUUUAGUUUGUUGUGUGUGUGUUUUAUUUUUCUCUGAAGUUAUUCUUGUUGUCAUUGAUAUGAAUUUUCUAUUUGUCUUUUGCAUUUGUUAUUAAUAAAGCAUAAAUGCGCAAAAUACACGUUUUUUACUGUUCUAACAUUUUGCUUGUAUAACCACAGAUGUUAUCUUCGCUAGUACUGAUGAUAACAAUUAUACAAAAUUCAUAAGUAUAUCAACAACAGAUGAAUAGCACUGUUAUCAGUGCAAUUUCUUUCUAAAACUAGUGUUAAUGCAGAUACAGGGUAGCAGUGUAGAAGUUGUCAUGCUUGAGUCUAAUGCUGUAAACACUAUGACACACACCAGUGGUGGCUAGAAGUUCGGUUCUCCCGUCUAUAAAAAUAUACUUUCAUACGUUUAAAUGUCAUUAUGGUAUUAAAUGUGAAGUAUAAGUUAUUUCUAUGUAAAUUAAACAACCAUCAACAAAAUUUGCAGUGUUAUUUUGGCUAUUUUGGCAACCAACGUUCCUGAAUAUCAUUGAGCUCUAUGACUGGCGGAAAUAGUCCAGCAUCCUGAGAUUUCACCGGAAAUACGUCAAGCACCGCCGUGCAUAGAGUCCAUUGUCAUUUGUCACCUUAUAUAUAUACUCUCUUUGUCUUCCUCAUAUUGUAGACUGAUUCAUGAUGUCAGAGAUUAAUUCAAUAGUUUAACCUUCUAAGUAUGUUUCUAUAAUUCUGAAAAUAACAGACCUGACACUGCUUUCAAUAUCACCCAUUUUUUACACAUCAUUAGCACUGCACGCACGCACAAGAAAUAUUAUUUAGGAAAAUCUACUAUUAAAUUACUUGAUCACAUUAGAUCUAAGUUUUCUGUCUUAAAACAUGCUUCAACAGCCAAAGAAAACUUAACAUUAAAUAGAAGAGUCAGGGGCACAACUAAAACAAACACUGAUCACCAUAUUUUUUAAAAGUUUCAAUGGUUGUUAGCUAUCUGGGACAUGAUUAUGACGAAUAUAUCAGGAAGACAAAUGGAUUUGAUUAUUUCUCUAAAUUAUAUACAUUCUGUUACCUGUUAAUAAGUUUGAUUUUAAUGAUUGAAAUUAAAAUUUU